Molecule: messenger RNA, 764 nt
Organism: Juglans microcarpa x Juglans regia
Lineage: Eukaryota; Viridiplantae; Streptophyta; Magnoliopsida; Fagales; Juglandaceae
Exons: 2
Coding region: 149-604 (151 amino acids)
Source: RefSeq, a predicted model, not a curated record
CGCAAAUCCCAAUCCCCUCAAACCGAGAUUAGAUUUCCACCACACCACUACUAGGGCUAGGGUUUAACUUCAAUGCCUUUUCAGUUUUCAGUCCUUUCGGCUUCUCAUUCCGAGCUUUCUAGGGUUUCAGCUUUCGGGAACCUUAAAAAUGGCCACAGCAACAACGGCAACAGGGGUUAAAGCGGUUGCGAAGAGGAAGCCUGUGUUCAUCAAGGUGGACCAACUGACGCCCGGCACGCAAGGCCACACCCUCGCUGUCAAGGUUGUCAGCUCCAAGCCCGUCAAGGUCACCAACAGCAAGCCUGCCCGAUCGUCUAUGAUUUUAUCUCGGCCCCUACACCCCGCACGUAUCGCCGAGUGCCUCGUCGGCGACGAGACGGGGGCCGUCGUCUUCACUGCUCGCAAUGAUCAAGUUGAUAUGAUGAAGCCAGGUGCCACUGUGAUCCUGCGGAAUGCAAAGAUUGACAUGUUUAAAGGGUCUAUGAGGCUAGCAGUUGAUAAAUGGGGACGUGUUGAGGUCACUGAACCUGCAAAUUUUGAAGUUAAAGAGGAUAACAAUCUCUCUCUUGUGGAGUAUGAGCUAGUUAAUGUCGUUGAAGAAUGAUUGUGUCGAAUGCAAGGCGAUGUUUUGGAAUUUGGGGUUUGAGUUUGUGUGCUGGCAAUGAAUUGUCGUCUGGAUUUCUAUAUAUGUUGUAAAUCUUGCUGAAGUUGUUUUUGCCCCAAAUAUAUCUGUGUUUAAUUCAAGUAAUUGUGAAAUUGGGAAA